GGUGAUAUCAAAUAAGAGAAUGUGUUUAUUGCUUUGAUACCAAAGGAUGAGACACAAUUAUCUUGCACAUGAGCUUGCAGAUAUAUCAGUUGGAAAUUUUAGAUGGCUCAGAGAAAGAAUUGAAAAGCGCAUUGAAAAUUAUUCAAGUGGGCCUGAAAAUGAUUCUGAGACGAUGACGAGAUUUGUGACAGGUGGCAAUCAAAGGAAGCUUCAUAGAGUGUGGAAUUUUUUCGUAGGUAAAGAAGUUGUUCGAUGGUGUUGCCCAUUUCGGGGUAGGAAAAUGGACUCAUAUAAGAAAUCCCUUUUUUCAUCAUCAACUCAUCAAACACCUAUACAUUUGAAGGACAGAUGGCGAAAUCUUUUGAAGGCAAGUCAUGCGCUAAAAGGGAGUAGAAUAAAGGAUAUAUGACACCAAAAUAUUGCUACAAAAAGGAUUUAUGACACCAGAGGCGAAAGUACAUGGGCUUGCAAAGUACAUGGGCUUGCAAAGUACCCAAAUAAGGUACGUCAAGCAUAGCCUACGCUGAUUGCAACUGCAUCAUUUCUAUCAUACAUUGAGCAGCUACCACGUUUAUUUUUUAUAUCGAAUGUUGGCGUAUUGUAUUCAGUAACUUAUUUAUUUGUUAAUAUUUUAGACAUUCUCUCUUUCAAUUUGUAAGGCAUGGAUUUAAUAUUAUUCUUCCCUAAAAUCACUAUUUUGGUUUAAUAGGACCACAUAAUUAGUUUUAUUCAUGUAAAAAGAAAAAUUACAA
This is a messenger RNA of Helianthus annuus (common sunflower), 752 nucleotides long. RefSeq lists its product as uncharacterized. Lineage: Eukaryota; Viridiplantae; Streptophyta; Magnoliopsida; Asterales; Asteraceae. The record is from RefSeq and is a predicted model, not a curated record. Bases 47 to 409 code for a protein of 120 amino acids. The transcript has 5 exons.